AGCAGAGGAAGGAGAGAGAGGAGCGAACAGCACAGUGACGCGGCGGAGGUGUAGUUUGACGCGGUGUGUUACGUGGUGGGGAAGAGAAUAAAAAAAGCCCAGCGAGAUCCCAGCCGCGAACGAAAGCAGUGACGGAGGAGAGGCAGUGUAACCCGGUAACUAAAUGACCAUGGAAUCUGGAGCAGAGACACAGCAGGGUGGAGAUGCGGCUGUGACAGAGGCGGAAGCCCAACAAAUGACUAUUCAAACCCAGCCACAGAUUGCAACAUUAGCACAGGUUUCCAUGGCUGCUGCACACGCAACGUCAUCUGCCCCAACUGUUACAUUAGUCCAGCUUCCGAAUGGACAGACAGUACAGGUACACGGGGUUAUUCAAGCUGCCCAGCCAUCAGUCAUCCAGUCUCCACAGGUGCAGACAGUGCAAAUUUCCACAAUUGCAGAAAGCGAAGAUUCUCAAGAAUCAGUAGACAGUGUAACAGACUCUCAGAAGCGCAGAGAAAUCUUGUCAAGACGGCCAUCAUACAGAAAAAUCUUAAAUGAUCUGUCUUCAGAUGCCCCUGGUGUACCAAGAAUUGAAGAAGAAAAGUCUGAGGAGGAGACAUCUGCUCCAGCCAUUACAACAGUAACUGUACCAACACCUAUCUACCAAACCAGCAGUGGCCAGUAUAUUGCCAUUACUCAGGGAGGAGCGAUACAGCUAGCUAACAAUGGUACAGAUGGAGUCCAAGGGCUUCAGACAUUAACUAUGGCGAACACAGCUACAUCUCAGCCUACCAUCUUACAGUAUGCACAGACGACAGAUGGACAGCAGAUACUUGUCCCAAGUAACCAAGUUGUUGUGCAAGCUGCCUCAGGAGAUGUACAGACUUACCAGAUUCGCACAGCUCCCACAAGCACGAUUGCACCAGGGGUGGUCAUGGCAUCAUCUCCAGCAAUCCCUGCCCAGCCUGCUGAGGAAGCCAGCCGGAAGAGAGAAGUGAGACUUAUGAAGAACAGGAUAGCUGCUCGGGAAUGUCGCCGGAAAAAGAAAGAAUAUGUCAAAUGCUUAGAGAACAGAGUAGCAGUCCUUGAAAAUCAAACAAACAUUGAUUGAAGAACUGAAAGCACUUAGGACCUCUAUUGCCACAAAUCUGACUAAGAUGGGCAGGUUAAUUUAGGUUUAUGAACCCCUAACGAUGAGACUGGUUGACCAUAAACCUGAUGAACUGUAUUUUUUUAUUUCAUUUUCUAUAUUCCCCUUUUGCGCAAAACUGCCUGACCGCCACAACAGGAUUUCAUUUCAUCUAUGCUUUUUGCAUUAAACCUGUGAAUGCUUCUUAACUCCUGCCUCCAAAACCAAGAGAAUUUAACAUCUGGUCAAGAUCAAGAAGAAAAAAGACUUAUUUUAUUAUUAUUAUUAUUAUUUUUUUUUUUAUCAGAUUUUGUUUAUUUGCAAUUCUGCUUUGGCCCUACCUACUUUUAGCUCCACAUUGUUAGUACAGGGAAGGUUUGUGUAUAGAUAUAUAUAAUGCAUUGAGGCAUCUAUCACUCAUUUGGCUCUUAGUACAAUUAAUAUACUGUAUUAUUGGAGCUAAUUACAGACACUGCCUUGCUUUGCCAUCUACUUUACUCCACUAAGCCUGGCCCAAGCAUAGAUGAGAGAUUGAUCAGUUCAUUGAGCUGUCCAGCUGACCAUAGCCAACACAAUGGAAGAUAACCAUUUUAAUGCAUUGUGUUUUGGGGAUGAUUGGACUGGGGUUUUGCUCGGCAGCUGCACCAAUCAUUUGACAAGUUAGCGCAUUCUACUCUUUCUACAUUAAGCAGCUGUGCAAAACUUUAUUGAAAGGUCUUUCUAAGCACACUGAGGUACAUUUACUAAGUUUUAAAGGACGAAAGUCGAAGGAGGACCUUAAAGAAGCACUCCUUAGUUCAAAAGGAAAUACAGGAAUGAUUGAUUUGAAUUUCAACACUUGUGCAUUCUGUCAAGGAAAGCAGAAUGUCUAAUUAUUCACUGAACGGUUGACACUCUGGGCAAUUUUUAAAACUGAAAUCAAUUUCUUUAUGUACUGUACCUUGUUAAACUCAAAUCCCUAUCACCAGCAACCUGUUGUGGGAUGUUGACUCCACAUUUAUAUUUAUAAAUUGGAUUAUUUUUUUUUUUUUUGUUCCUUCCCUGUGCCCAUGUUUGAAAAGAUAUAAAAAAAAAAAAAAAAAAAAAAAUUGUACUAAACGGGCACAUCCAAUUGGUUUACUGUUAGCCUCUGCUCACUGCAACAUUUGAAAUCCGAAGCUUACUUAGUGUUUUGGGAUUUGUUGUUCUUGUAAAAUAUUUUAUGUUGAGUAGAGUUAUCAUGUACUAUUUGAAAUCAUUUUGUAUUUUAAAACUUAUGAUGUAUUUUUGCAUCAAAAACAUUUUUUUACUUUGUGUGCAGAAUUCCUUUGUGCUUAUGUGCUAUUGUAUAUACCCUAUAUUUUAACUUUUUACACACAUAUAUUACUAUAUAAAUUGAAUUUCUGAAAUUCAAACAGUUUUGUAAUCUUAGAAUGUGUUUUCUGAGGUGGUCAGGGCUAAAAGUUUCAAGUUACAGUAUUAAAAUUUACAAGACAAUUUAUAGAAACUAGCAAGGGCUGGUUCAAAACAGAUUUGGUUUAGGAACCGUUUUACGGAUAUUAAUUAUACUUCAUUAAACAGCUAAAGGUUUCGAGAUGACAAAAUGGAAUUACAAACCUGGAAAGAAAUAUAAAUCUGUUUUAAGGCUGCCUGCACUGGUAGGGCUCUGCAAGAAUUUCUGUGUUCCGCGCUAAAUCCACAUCAAAAUCUGCAUGUGUUACUUGCAGAUUUUGUUGUGAUUUAACCUCAGCCUUCCAUUGAAAAGGGUCGAGCCACACCAAAAAUCGCAAACAGUUGACAUGCUGUGGAUUCAGAAUCCCGUGGGAGGACAAUUUCUGCUUUUAAAAAAAAAAAAGCUAAUUGCACAUGAAUUUGUCUAAUCUCCUACAGUUUGCUGGUGCUGUAUUACAUGGUGGUUUUUCUGCACAGAAAAAAACGUGCAUAAUCCACACCAUGUGCAGGUUGCCUUAAAAGGAGGCUGCACCUAAUUUUCACCAAUAUAACUAACACUGCCCCAUAGAAGAUUGCAAACGCUUUCCAAGCAUACCUUUGUGUAC
Messenger RNA from Bufo bufo (common toad), 3147 nucleotides. RefSeq names its product cAMP responsive element binding protein 1 (gene CREB1). Gene Ontology annotation, molecular function: DNA-binding transcription factor activity, RNA polymerase II-specific; protein binding; cAMP response element binding. Gene Ontology annotation, biological process: regulation of transcription by RNA polymerase II. Lineage: Eukaryota; Metazoa; Chordata; Amphibia; Anura; Bufonidae. The record is from RefSeq and is a predicted model, not a curated record. Gene Ontology annotation, cellular component: ATF4-CREB1 transcription factor complex; nucleus.